This is a messenger RNA of Thamnophis elegans (Western terrestrial garter snake), 1268 nucleotides long. It is a transcript of the gene ALKBH6, whose product is annotated as alkB homolog 6. NCBI's taxonomy places the organism in Eukaryota, Metazoa, Chordata, Lepidosauria, Squamata, Natricidae. The transcript has 8 exons. The record is from RefSeq and is a predicted model, not a curated record. The coding region runs from base 182 to 916 and encodes 244 amino acids.
UGCCGCUCCAUGAGGUACCCGGAAGGGAGCCGGUGGGCAUCAGCAUGCCCGUGCAGCUGGCAUGGCAGGCAGAAAUUCAGCAGAUGCUGAAUUCAGCAGGUGAGAAGCGGAGGCUCACCUGUCCUGGCCAGGUGCGGAAGCCCUCGGCUAGUCGUCGGAGAAGAAAGUGAGGAAGCUCUGGAUGGCCGGCUUUUGCUCGGAGGGGCCGAAGGAGUGGCCGAUGGAUCCAUUUCGGGUAGCCCAGUCUCCACCAGCAGCCUAUUAUAUUCCAGACUUCAUCAGUGAGGAAGAAGAGCAAUACCUUUGGCAGCAAAUUUAUAAUGCCCCCAAGCCCAAGUGGACUCAGCUCUCUGGCAGGAGACUGCAAAACUGGGGAGGGCUGCCCCACCCGAAGGGGAUGUUGGCAGAGAAAUUACCCCCCUGGCUGCAGCGUUACGUGGAUCGAGUGUCUUCCCUUGGGGUCUUUGGAGGAAAACCAGCCAAUCACGUCUUGGUGAACGAAUACCAACCUGGGCAGGGCAUCAUGCCGCACGAAGAUGGGCCGCUGUAUUAUCCCACCGUUACCACCAUCAAUCUGGGAUCACAUACCCUCCUGGACUUCUACCACCCGGUCACCGGAGAAGCCCCCCCCGAAAGCCAAGAGAAUUCGGCCCCGCAGACCCAGGAGGAGCGCUACGCCUUCUCCUUCCUUCUGAAGCCCCGCAGCCUCCUGGUCUUGCAGGAAGACAUGUAUGUGCGCUACCUCCAUGGCAUCCGCCCCGUCUCAACGGACACCGUGACGCAGGGAGUGGCUAACGCCGGCCUGUGUGGCUGCGAGAUUGGGGACACGUUGCCACGUCAGACCCGGGUCUCCCUCACCAUCCGCCACGUCCCCAAAGUGCUGAAAACGUCCAUCAUCCUCGGCCGGAGGAAGUGACUGGCGUUUCGCCUGGCGGAGUGGCGCCCCCAGGAGGCGGUGAGAGGGAAGAGCUGUGAGCCCCCCUCACUCAAAAUCACCCGCCUUGGGUAUCUCUCUGCAGCUUCAAAGAGAAAUUGGCAUGCUUGGGCCCAAAAAAAUGCUUCUUCUUUUUUCCAGCAUGCCAAAACUAUGCAAAUAAACUCUCGAGAAUUGUGCACAGUUUAUUCGGCAUUUCCUAAUUAGGUCAAGGAUGAAACGAUUUCAAAGCUUUGCCCUCCAGCUGGUGUUCAAACGUUUUCAAGAAUUAAACGUUCUCCAGGUGUUCCCAGAAAAUUAUGUUUAUUAUGUCAGGAAGGAAAAAAAUUGUUUU